Messenger RNA from Colias croceus (clouded yellow), 4497 nucleotides. RefSeq lists its product as uncharacterized. Gene Ontology annotation, molecular function: RNA binding. Lineage: Eukaryota; Metazoa; Arthropoda; Insecta; Lepidoptera; Pieridae. Gene Ontology annotation, biological process: mRNA splicing, via spliceosome. Gene Ontology annotation, cellular component: U2 snRNP; catalytic step 2 spliceosome; precatalytic spliceosome. The record is from RefSeq and is a predicted model, not a curated record. The transcript is spliced from 10 exons. The coding region runs from base 84 to 4145 and encodes 1353 amino acids.
UUACAAUCAAGACUGUCCGUUUUGUUCAAUUUUGUCGGCAUUCCUUUGUUUUUUUUUAUUAUUAAUCGACCACAUUGUGAAACAUGGCAUCUCGGGGACGUGGGAUGUCCUUGAAGGACUGGGAUCCAAUGAGAGACGAUUUCAACGAUUCUACAUACGACGCUCAGUAUGCAGAUGACAAUAUUGAUUCCGGUGUGCAACUAGACCAUAACAGGCUAUACGUAUCCAACAUACCGCAAACACUGAGCGAGGAAGGUCUCAAGAUGGUGUUCAUUAAAUACGGUACUAUUGUCAAACUGUUCAUGUCGAAGGACCCUAAGAAGAGAUACGCUAUGAUCACAUAUGAAUCUCCUAGUGAAGCGAAGUUAGCAAUGAUGAAACUUAACAAGUCGGAACCACUUAAACUCAAUGUUUCUAUUUCUCAUAAGAAAAAGAACCAUGAUUACGACGAGAAGGAAAGGAGUAACCCACGUUCGAACACAACAUGGAAUCGUGCGUACAAAGACGAGUCUAGCAGCGUCAGCAGCAAAGGGAAUUAUCAGAAGCAGGAAACCACAUCUGAAUAUGACGAUGAGAGUAUCUCUGAGGGCAUAGAUUCGGAACUACAUCUCGAGUUGGAACAGCUAAAGCUGGAACACCUGCGGCUUCAAGAGGAGCAGUUGCAGUGCAAGCAGAGGAUUCUGCUGCUUAAUAGAGUGGGGAAGACACCUAACAAUUUGAUGUCCAAUAGAAUUGUAACGGCUGAUGGAAAAAUAGUCAUCAAAACAACCAGUGAUCGGUCGGUAGAUCUUCCAGCGGAUGCGACGCUGUCUGGAGCUGGGGACUCUAAGGACGCGUGUUCGUGUGAAGCAAAGACGUGGAUAGAUCGCGAUUCCGAAGAUAGUUCGACACCUUCCACUUGCGUUCAAUAUUCUGGCGACAGAAGUAUAAUGGACAAAGUUACAGAUUUGACAAUUUUCGAUAAGUCGGACUUUAUUAGCGAUAAAAUAGUUAAAGCGGUAGAUUUCAUUCACAAAACACGGCCAAAAAGUAGAUGUACGAUUAGUAGAAAGUCGGACGUCAGUAGGUUUACAGGGAGCAAGUCGGAUGUGACCAGUAAAAGGUGUAAAGUGGCUAAGAAAAGUGAGAUUUCGUGCGAUUUCAAAUGUGAUUGUGAUGAAAGUGAAGACGAAGAUGAAACAAAUAGAUUGAUACAGUUGCGCAAUGCUGAUUAUAUGGAUAUAGUUGAGGAAAACUUGAAAAUUGUGAUCGCUCUAGCUGGGUACCCUAAAUCGAAGAUGAGGUUGAGGCAAAUGGAGAUUUUCCAAAGAUCGAUAAAUGAUAUUAUGGAUAUGCAACUCAAAGCUGGUCUAAUGAAGAAAUCUCCGUCAUUUAUAGAUUAUUAUCUGAAUAGAGGGGCCAUUGUGUGUAUAUGUAAGGACGCGGAAACGAGAGACUGGAUGGUUAGGAUCUCCCCUGGCUUGCAAGAACGCAUGUCUAACAAUCUACUGCUGCUAAAAGCUAAAGUAAGAAGAUUGUGUAUCGGGGUCACAAAAAUCCCACAAACAUGCUGGCCUACGAGCGCACAAGAUGCCUUCAAAUUACUGCAAUAUUUUAAUCCGUCACUAAACACGUAUCUAUGGAAAAUAUACGCGCAGAAAAUUAUAAAUAACGUCGAGUGUUCGUCGUUCUUGAUAGACAGGAUAUCUGGGGAAAUUAUACGCGGACCGUCGUUUAAGAACAUUAUAGAUUAUUCGCAAAUGGAAUUUGAAAUUACGGGGUACACGGAGAUAUAUUAUGAUUGCUUUUUAUCUGAUAUGGCAGAGGACGUGCACAGUGUUGCGUCUAGAGUUAAACUACUGGAGGAAAUACGGUCAAAUGAAAAUACACCGAGGAUAGAAAGUACAAAGAAGGAAGACAAAAUUUGUGAGACGGAUAAAAAAAUUGAAAACACUGAAGCUGUGAACGAAAAUGUGGUUGAUAACGAAAGAGUAGAUUCUGCUAUUGAAAUGGAAGAAGAAGAUGCUGUUAUAAUCAGUGAUUCGAAAGAUUUCGUACCACUAGAAGAACAGAAAGAAGGAAAAGACAAUAAUAAAGAUGAUACACAAAUUACACCUUGGGCCACAGAACACAAUAGUGCUGAAGAAAUUAAAUCUGACGUAAAAGCUAUAGAAAGCGUAGAACAAUAUGAACCGUCGACGUCCACUGUAGCUAUAUCCGAUAAAACAGAGUCGUUGUUCGAAAGUAGUGAUAAUUUGAUCAUAAGUAGGAAUAGUAAUUAUAAUAUAGAUAGUAAUCGAGGUAUCGCGUAUCAUAGACGUACGAAUUACUUGCACGUAGAGAACGAACUUAAAAUUGCGAUAACUCUAGAGGGAUAUCCACAAGAUAAGCUAGAGGGUAAUCAUAUCAGACGUCUCAAGCAUUUGUUCAAAGAAUACCUUCACAAAGAUAUGAAAGUUCAUCGUUUUGAUAAUAUGAUAAUACCGAAGUUCCAAGAUGUAUAUCUGUCUAACGGAGCUGUGAUUUAUGUAUGUGAUAGUUUAGAAACUAAGGAUUAUUUGAUAGAAGUUUUGCCAAAAUUUAUUAAUUCCACCGGUCUAAAAUUAACGUUUAGAGAAGUACAGAAGUUAGUAAGGUAUACGAGAUUGGUUAUGCGUCUGCCAAAAGAAUUGGCUCACUUAGAAUCAGCUAAAAUCCUGCUUAAAUUGAAAACUAGAUAUCCAAAACUUAAACCAGACUGUUGGAAAUACUAUUCCGAUAUAGCGGGCAAGCAAAAGAGACAAUUUGGUGUCGAUCCAGAAUCUUUAGAGGUCAUAAAGAGUCCUGAUUUUGAUCCUACGUACGAAGGACAAACGUUAGCUUUCAGAAUAAUUGACAGACAGAAACGUGAUGUUAGUUUUGAAGAACCAACAAAAGAUUCUAAAGUUAAUGCUGAGGAUUUGGAAAGUAUUAAAAUAAAAGAAAAUAUCAUAAAGAAUAUGUACUCUCCACUUGAUCCGGAUAUUUCUAAUGCUCCCCUAACUCGUAUAAGAGCAAAUCACUAUGCAGAUUUUGUUCCCGAUGAUCUUAAACUAUAUGUUGGUCCGUCUAACUAUCCAGAAACACGUAUAGAUGAUGUAUUAUUUCAAACUAUUAAGAGAAGCAUUGAAAAUGUGUACGUCGAGAUAAAUGACGAACCAGCUGAUUUUCCAAUAAUUCACGAUAUGUACCUAUUUGAUGGUGUUAUUUUUAUAAUCUGUAAAAACAUGUCUUCUAGACUGUGGAUAGAAAAUUCCUUACCCAUAGUAAAUGAAAGAGUAAAAAUUAACUUAAAAGCGACGGAAUUCCGUGGUGCGGUAGGCAUUGUAAGCAUGUUUCUAAACAGUGGAAAGAAUCCUGAUGACGUCAUAGCCAUUUUGCAAACGCAAAACUCCAGGUUACGUACUAAGUACUGGCGCAAGAUUAACGUCGAAAGAUCGCAGAAUAAACUAGAAGUAGUUCUACAAAUUGAUAAACUGUCCGCUCAAGUUAUUUUGGGUAGAAACUUUAAUGGCAAUAUCGAUAAUAAUGAAGUCACAUUCAAAUUGGGGCAUUUGAAAUCGCUAAUUAAUAGAAAACUCUGUCUUGAUACAGCUAAAACACCAAGUGACAAAACACUUGUAAACACGAAAAGCAAGCCUGUUUGUAAACCGAAAAAUACAGAUUCAGAAACUUAUAAGAUUUUACAAAAACCAAAAUUGAAAAGAGAUAAAAAUAGUCAAACAGAUGCAAGGAAAAGUCCAGUAAAGAAUACUACAGAAGACAAAGAUGAAACUGAUAAAGAAUAUGAAGAUGCAGCAAUGAAGACGCGUGACACGGAGAUAUUUUAUUCUACACAUGUAGAGUUCAAAUCGGAUUCAGAUAAAUCUGCCUAUACUUUACCAAUAACGAGUAAACACAGUUAUUGUAAAAUAACACUAAAAAUUCCAACAUCAAUACUGCCAGAUACAAAAGAAGCGUUAGACAUGAUUUUCGAUCUUUUACAAGACAAAAAUCCAGGUUUAAAUACAGAAUUGUGGAAAGUGAACACUCCCUUUAAUAAUAAAGGUGUAUUUGAUGUUCUAAUUGAUAAGCAGUCUGCGUCUGUUAUUCGGAAUAAAGAUUUUGAUCCAAGUUUGGGUGGAGAGAAAUUGAGAUUUAUUUUCUGAUGGUCUUUUGACGAAGUAAUUAAUAAAAUUCUCGUGUCGCAGUUAAACUCCUAUUAAACGGUUUGACCAAUUCUCUUGAAAUUUGGUCAUAUUGGAUAGAUCUGAGAAUCGGAUAUCUAAUAUUCAUACCCCUAAGUGAUAAGAGAAAGGCAGAACAAACGGCAAACGCCGGGACAGCUAGUUUUUUUGGAAAAAGUCGUUUGGAAUAGUCUCGUUUUGAGUAUUAUAUACAUUUUAAAUAGCAUGAUGUAGCUAUUCGUUAACAUACUUUAGUUUCCUAUCUUGUAGUUAAGUCUUUCUCUAGUUUAGUACUGUCAUUUCAUUUUUCCAUUCCCAGAUUUACUAUUUUUGG